CGUUUUUAGCCGGGCUAAAAAUGAUAUACCGGUCGAUAAUUUACACCAUCAUUUUGGCGCCACCCAUGGGACCGUUGAGGUUCCCUCUCUUCUAAACACAAACCUACCCACAAAAACACCACUCAAAAUGUCUUCAAGCCAGCAAAUCAACGCUACCUCUGCUCAGGUGCAAGCCACCACUGAGGGUACCAGCAUACCCAUGGCUGCUACCCUGUCGGCCGUUUCUGCUCCCGUUUUACUUUUUGGGCCAUCCAGGGCUUUGGCCAAGUCAUGGCCAUGUGUCAACAAAAUGGGGGGAUGCCUUUUCUCCCUGGUAUGUUCCCGUUUGCCCUUCCGGGCGCGGGACGAUGCCCUUCAAACUCCGAUCGCAGUGACACCGUUUCAGACGCCGGUGCCGCAGCCCUCACCUUUCCAGCCGCAGCUGGUCAGCACCAUGGCACCUGUCAACUUGACUGGUGCGCUUAAUGCUGUAGGGCCGUCCCGUCCCCCGCAAGGUAUGAAUCCACAAAUCACUCCCGAUGGUCACUGCGUCUCAGUGGAAAACAGAGACGACGAGUGGGACAUUCCAAGGGCCCACAAGAAAAAGAAGGGAAAAACUAUCCGCACAGCAACUUCCCGAAACUCCACCUUCGAAAGGCUGGGGGAAAAGGAAGAAGGCCAGAGAAAGUCGGCCAAGCUGAGGUUGGGGCAAAGUGUUGCCCAUGUCAGCGCGUUUGCCCGGUUGGGCGAGGGGAGGGAGGCCGAGCCUGCCCGUACCCAGAGCUCCCUGUCUAACCGGCAGGAGCCUGCAAGGACGAGGGCCUCCCGUCAAGAAGAGGAAGCAGAGAGUCAACCUAGGGUACCGGUGGCUAACCGGUUGACUGUCCCGAAUGACCGCGUCCAGCAGAUGGAGGCAAAACUGGAGAGGCUGGAGAAGAAGGUUGGAGAGAAGAAUGACCGGGAAAAACCCCUCGCGGGGUCCCCGUUCACUACAAGGGUCCAUCUAACACCUUUCCCGCGAAAGGUCAAGAUAGACGCCCCAAGAUUCACCGGUAAGGAAGAUUCAGAAAUACAUCUGGAUUCUUUCAAUCAAAGUGCAACCAUGAAUGGUUGUAUAGACGAAGAAAAGUGCCUCCUUUUCUUCCAGACUUUGCGAAAUCGAGAUACUGAAUGGUUCAACAAGCUUUGCCCAGGAAGCAUCGACUCAUUCAGUGACUUGGCCUCGAAAUUCAAGGCCAAGUUCCAUGAGAACUGUACUAAGAGGAAGAAAUUCACCUAUCUUAGUACAGCCGGGCAGAGGGAAUCUGAGAACCUCACUCAAUUCCUUACCCGGUGGAAGGAGGAGGUAGACAAGGUUGAGGAGAUGGACGACAAGACAGUGUUGUCCCUCCUCCUGAAUGGCCACGGAGUAAUCCGGCAGAUGAUAGACAGUGGAGAACUGGGCAAAGAUUAUUUGCAGAAAGCCCAGGAGAAGAACCACCAAUGGGUAAGGCCAGCAACCCAGGGAAAUGACCGGGACAAUGACCGGCGGAGGAAUAACUGGCAGAGGGAGCAGCAGCUGGACCCUGAUAAGGAACAUAUUGGGAUGAUCUUCGGCGGACCUGAAGGCGGAGAUUCAGCCGCGCAGUGGAAAAAUUGGGUUCGCAGCAUUUACGUCGGUGAAGUAAGUGCUGAACCGGUGAAGAUCACAAUGAUCCAUUGGUCAUCACCAUGGACAUCAAUGGGGUGGACAUCGCCCGGCAGUGUCAACAUCCUUUACCUGGAGACCUUCCAGAAACUCAGGUUGUGUCGGACACAACUUGAACCCCUCAAAACCCCUCUCUCAGGAUUCACGGGAGACACGGUGGAAGCUGAAGGGUCCAUAGUUCUACCGGUCGAACUAGGAUCAGGCGAGAAGACCGUAUGGAAGAAGAUGUGGUUCAUCGUUGUGGACAUCAAAUGCAUCCACAAUGCAAUCCUUGGAAGGCCUGGCAUCAACAAGGUCGGGGCGGUGAUUUCCAUGCCGCACCUGUGCAUGAAGUUCCAUACUCCAGGCGGUGUAGGUGGAGUGAAGGGCGACCAGAGGAACGCGAGGGAGUGCUAUGCCCGGGCAGUCAAGAAGAUGACCAAGGGGGUCAACGCCAUCUCCCAGAAAUCACCAAGGGAGAGACCCGAGAGAAAUUGGAGCCUGAAGCAAAAACGGUGGAGAUCGAACUUCACCCGGGUGAUUCAUCAAGGAUGGUCAGAAUUGGAGCGAACCUCCCAGAAGAUCUCAAGGAAGAAUGCGGGCAUAUUUGCAUGGAGCGUGGCAGAUAUGCCCGGAAUUGACCGCUCAAUCAUCUGCCACCGGCUGGCAGUGAGAGAUGGAAGUCGACCGGUACGCCAGAAGAAGAGGUACCAGGCCAGUGAUCGGCGAGACUUCGUCAAGAAGGAGGUGAAGGACCUCCUUAGUGUUGGCUACGCGCUUUUUAUCUCCUCAAAGAAGUUAACAUCCUACUUCCAAGCUCACCCGGUGGAAGUCUCGACUGACCAACCACUAGGCGCAGUAUUGCGGAACUCAAUGUCCUCCGGGAGGAUGGUGAAAUGGGCAAUGAUGUUGACUCAAUUCAACAUUGAGUACCGGCCAAGAUCAGCAAUCAAGGGACAGGCCCUUGCAGAUUUCCUGGUAGAAAUGACCGGUAUAACUCCUGACCUACCGGUCAACAAGCCCACUGGGCAAUGGUGGGAGAUGGCAGUUGAUGGGGCGUCCGGUCCUAGAGGAUACGGGGGUGGUAUCGUGUUUACCACCCCAGAAGGGUUCAAGAUCUACCAUGCAAUAGUCUUCAACUUCAAGCUGACGAACAAUGAAUCAGAGUAUGAGGCUCUAGCUGGAGGGCUCAGACUUGCCCAAGCCUUUAAAAUCAUCCGGGUUAGUAUCAAAUCUGACUCGAGUUUGAUUGUGGGGCAAGUGACCGGCAAUAUGGAGGCUAGGGAAGGACGAAUGGCUCAAUACAAGGAUGUAGUGCUUGCCUUGUUGAAGGGGUUCGAGGAAUUCAAAAUCGCCCAAAUUCCCCGGGCAGAGAACGCGGAUGCAGACCUUCUCUCCAAGUUAACGCAGUAUGCUCCUGAGCAUGUUUCAAAACUUGCCUGGGUAGAAAUCCUGGACCGUGCCAGCAUCGAGAAAUUGGAAGUUGCCGCCAUAACAACAACAGCCCAAUCUGACCGGUCAAACUUGGUCAGGGCGGAUGACCACUGGAUGUACGAUCUGAUGGAAUACUUGAUGGACGGGACCUUGCCGGAGCAAGAAUACCGGGCAAGAAAAGUGAAGCUCAGGGCAUCCCGGUUCCAAGUCCUUGAUGGAAAGCUGUACAAGAGGGCGUUCGGGGGACCCCUCCUGAGGUGCCUAACCAACUGGGAGGCUGAGCGAGUCAUAACGGAAUUCCAUGAAGGUGUAUGCGCGGCACACCAAAUGUCGCGAACCCUCUCACAACGAAUCUGCUGGGGUAUUACUGGCCGACGAUUGUCCAGGACUGUGAGAGGUAUGUUCAGAAAUGUAGAACAUGCCAAGUGUUUUACAAGUAUCCCAGCAGACCGUCGACCUACUAUCACCAAGUAUCCCGGUGGCACACCAAAUGUCGCGAACCCUCUCACAGCGAAUCAUCUUGCUGGGGUAUUACUGGCCGACGAUUGUCCAGGACUGGUUUGCACCAAUUUGCUGCUGGCGCUGCUGCUGUACUUGGCCGAAAGCACUGCUAGGACUGCCAGGAAGAAGAUGCUGGUUUUGGGUUUUCUACCUAUCCACUUGCUGUGUCUGAACUCAAACCGAGGGCAGCAAUGAAUGAAGGCUUUCAGGACAAUGUGACAACUUCUAGCACUCGGGCCUUGGCCCUUUGCCAUGCCAGCGGAUAACCUUAACAUCUA
Cuscuta campestris is the source of this 3858-nucleotide messenger RNA. NCBI's taxonomy places the organism in Eukaryota, Viridiplantae, Streptophyta, Magnoliopsida, Solanales, Convolvulaceae. The record is from the annotation of a GenBank genome assembly.